Molecule: messenger RNA, 6607 nt
Organism: Hylaeus volcanicus
Lineage: Eukaryota; Metazoa; Arthropoda; Insecta; Hymenoptera; Colletidae
Exons: 4
Coding region: 850-5613 (1587 amino acids)
Cellular component (GO): nucleus
Source: RefSeq, a predicted model, not a curated record
AGUCAACUAUAUAACCUUUAAAGAUAACUAGCAAUGAAUAGACUAGAGGUUAGAAGCACCAAACAGAUAUUAUACUUCAAAAAACAUUAUAAACAGCAAUAUAGAAUACAUUGCUAAUGAUGUAUGAAAGUCUAUAUGCACAAAAAACAUUUGAUUCUAUAUCAAGAAAAGUGCUUAAACAUAGUUAUUCCAGUAUGGCUUGAGUGUCUGUAACUAUAUCCAACAUUGAUGAAGACAUUGUAAUUUCUAUAAUUGAUUGUAGUAACAUAAAAUAACAAACAUUAGUCAACGGUAUAGAAAACCAUGUUACAGAAGUUGUUACAAAACAAUUAAUACUUUUUGCAUAAGAUAGUUUUGGAUCUCUUAACGUUAGUUCAACUAUUCUCCGCAACGGCAGCACCGUACAGUCUGUUUUACCGAUAAGGUACAAACAGCAAAACAUAUCAUGGCUGAAUAUGGUGGUUUUCUGAUUAACAAUGUUGUCUUGACUUUUAUUGAUACAUUGCGUGAUACAAGAGACAUAUACAAUAAAUAUAAUUAAGGGUGUGAAUCGUUGAGACGACCGUCGACAGAUAUUGUAUAGUAUCAUCUAAUUCUACAGUGUUAUAGUAUAUUCAUUGUAUGUCAUCAAAGAGUGUUUGUUAAAUGUUUGUAGAGGACAUCUUAUUGCUGUGUCACUAGAAGUAAUACUGUUUCACUGCCUUUGAACACAUUAUUACAAAUAAUCGUGGGGUAAUGUAAACACAGUUUACAUUGAAAGUGUAUCUACACUUGUGAAUAUUAAAGUAUCAAUUCGAUGCUCAUGGAUCGUAUCUUUAGGAUACUGUGAUAUGUAAUAAACAGAAUCUCAUGCCAAGUCUACGAAAAAAUCGGAGAAUUGAAACUAGGUGGGGUGUGAAGUAUUACACAGCAGUGAGAAAUGCUGUGUUUUUAACAAAGGCACCACCAUACGUGCCACCAGAACCACCCCCAUCUUUGAGAGAAAAUGUUUCAGACCAUGAAACAUUAUACAUGUGUACACAGUGCAAAGACUGCUUCCACUUUCGAAGCAGUUUGGAUGAUCAUCUUGCACGCAAAAGUUGGAUAUUGGGAUAUUGGUGUGAGCAUUGUUUUAUGACUGUUUGUACACAUAAUUCCACUGUUGGCUUAUUAUGUUCAGAAUGCUCACAAUUGGAUCAUAGUAAACGCGAUUAUUUGCAAAGCAAAGGCUUGAAUAAAAACUAUAAGUAUAGAGCAAUUAGAGUUUUUUAUAAUCAGUGUCAAUUCUUUGCACAUUUGAAAGCCCAUUCUGUAACAUAUGUACACAUGGGUGAUCUAAUGUUAAUGCCAUUACCAGCAACUAUGACUAAUGAUUGGAGUUCUGAAAUGGAUAUAACAUGUGAAGCCUUGAUGGAACAUGCAUUCUUGAUGAAAGUUCAUAUAAUGGAUUGGUUAAAAAGUAAAGGAAUUGAUAAAAAUUGGUGGCAGAUAACUGCUAAUGAAACAGAAGAUAGUGGCGAUCACGUAGUACAUAUUCUUAGAGGUUAUAAAGGUCGAUAUUAUUUUAAACCUUUAGAUAUACCAAUAGAAGAGCAGGUCUCUAUUGUGCAUUCCCGCGACUCAGCAUCCAGCAAUGGCAAUGCGCACCCUGAAAUUCAAAUCAUUGAUUCUUUAGAGAAUACUGACAAGAGAAAAAGUUCACCCUCUGUUGAUACAGCAAUGUCUGUUUCCGAUGAAAGCGCAGUUGAAAAUGAAGACAAUCCUUGUACUGUAAAUGACAUUGCUUUCGUAGAUUGUGGACCUGCAUCGAAAAAUUUUGAACCUGAGAUUUCAGUACAUAAUGGCACAAAGAAACAUACAACAGUUUUCGUGAGAUCUGCUCAAGAUUCUUUUGCAGCUCUUCAGUCUGCUAGAUUGGCAACUAAUCAAUCUAAAACGAUUAACGCGGCAAAUUUGAAUUCCAUUUCAUCUGACGUGAUUAUGUCGUACGGUAAUACUAUGAUAACACCGAAACUCAAUACAAAAGAUUCUACUAAGAGUCCAACCGAUAAACGAUUGUGGAAAAGUAUAGUGCGUAAAUCUGAUAAGGUUGCAAUACCAAUUAAGGUAGUUACUAAAAGCAAUAUAGUAAAAGUAGAUAAAGCUAGCAAGGUAACCUCUACAAGUGUAUUAAACGCAAAUGUAUCGACUAUGACGCAAUCCAGUACUUCUAGUGCAACAAAAACGGGCACGUGCAAGAAUGAGUUAGAUAAAUCGAAACAAAGUGUACAUACGUUAACUGUUAAUUCCGGUCAAAAGAUCGUCACGUUUCAAAGCUCAAAGCAUAUUGAUAUUAAUACAAUUAUUACUCAGUUGCCACCUCAUAUUCUGAACGGUAAGAAGAUUGUUUUUAUAGGACAAGAUUCAAAUAACGUUACUGUUCAUAAUAAACAGGAAUUACCGUCUAAGAAGGUAAUUCAAUUAGUAUCCGAGACAAGCCAUGAAAAUGGCAUGAAAACCUUGCAAGCUAAAAUGGUACCGUUAAAAACGACGGACGAGGUAUCAAACAAAAAUACGGAUAAGGAUAUUUCGAAAAUUCAAAACGAGUCUAAUACAAAACAUGUAUCACUUUUGACGAAUAAAGUCCUGUUCCAGAAUGGGCGAAAGUAUAUCAUUAAACAAUCAUCAGGUACUGAUACAAAUUUGAAGGUCGUGUCUAACAUAAAAAUGCUUCCGAAAGAGACGCAAGGAUCGGUUCAACUGAAAUCUAUGAACGGUAUUCCACCGUUAAUACCUUUAAGUUCCACGGAAUUGGAAAAUAUGCCGACUCCGGAAAGAGUGAAUUCUCUUCAUACUGAUGUCUCACCCUUAACCCCAUCACCGUCACCUUCAGAAUUAUCCAGCAGUUCUAGUUGUGAGAUCCAGUCGAAGAAGUCAAAGACUACGUUAAAAAUCGACACCGCACAUUUGAAAGCUGAAUCUGCUGAUUCUAAAAGUAAGCUACAUACGCGUAUCGCCAGCGAUUCGUUCGAGAAUUUAUCGUUCCACAAAGGCGACGACGAGAACUUGUAUUUACAUAUAAAAUACCACAAUCAGAAACCGAUCUACACCAUCGUCGAUACAACUACGAUGAUCACGAAAUGUAAACACGAUAUGCUGAACGAAUUCUUCCAUUUGUCCCAUUCGGAAUUAAAAAAAAGAUACGAGCAUCUGCAGCAAAUUCACGACGAGAUAUUAAGCGUGAUGGAUUUCGUAGCUGACAACAUAAUCAUGGAAAACUUGAAAGCUGUUACCAUCUUGCGACACGUGCUGAAGCAUUGCAUCGACAAAUGCGGCAAACAGCUCGUCGACACGACCUCCAGCGAUCCACCAUUGAACGAAUGGGAAAACGAAUUGGCGCGAACCGCGGAGAAAUCCCUUUGCAAGUCUUGUAAUAAAAUCACAAAGCCCAAGUUUUACAUUCCAGGCUUUUCGAAGCCUGCGAAGAACGAUGUUUAUUGUUCUUGUUACAGACACGUUUGCGAGAAGUGUCACACCUAUCAAGGCAACUCGACGCGUUUCGUGGCUCAUCAAACGUUUCACGACAAAGAGAAACCGUACCUGUGCCCUGAUUGUUAUCGCAGAUUCAACACGUUCAAAGCGUUGGAAAUCCAUACGUGGAGCAGCUGCUUCCACACUCUGAAGAAGCGUAUCCUCGGUUGCAAGAUUUGCGAGGUAAACGGUUUCCAAGACAUGGAGUCUGUCGCCAGACAUUUCGCUAUCAUGCACAGCCAUAACAAGAUAGCCUGUGACAAGUGUUACAUCGUUUUGCCAUCGUACGCCGAGUACGCGAAACACCGCAAAGCGAAGCACCCGGACGCAGACGAAGAACACCCGAUUAGGCUCGUAUUGUGCAAGCUUGGCCAUUGCAUCGUGCGCUGCGAGGACUACAUGCUCCACAUGGAGAAACAUUUGGUCGUUCAACGUCUGAUAUGGUUCAAGUGCCCGUUCUGCACAUUCGUGAACGUGGAGGCGAAACGGAUAAUGUCUCACCUGCAAAGCGAGCAUCUGUCGCGACUGAAGGAGAUCAUAAGCAGCGACGUACUGUCCAACAUUUUGCCAGACGACGUAGCGUCGAGUUUGCAGAGAAAUCAAAGUUCAGAAAAAUUCACGAACGCUUACGAGACACCUUGCGAAGACGGUACAAUCGUGCCUAAAAUUAUCAACACCAGAACCAUCACGUCCGAGGUGUUCGAGCGCGGUCCUCAAGAAGCGGACGAAUUAUUGGCGACCGUCGACGACUCCCAUCACUCCAGAAUGUUGCCCAAGAUACUCGACGUUAAGUCGAUGGUAGAACAACGGUUUGACAUUCCCCAGAGUUACAAAGGAAUUAUAAAGAAAUAUGGAAAUAAGAAGAAAUCACCUAGCGCGACGAAAGGAAGCGGGAGUCGAAAGGUACAGGCAAACGCUACGACGAAAACGAAACUCGACGACGGCCCCGGUAGCGAGUCGAGCAUCGAAGCUAUUAACGCGGACAUGGACAAGUUGAGCGUUGAUUCCACUUUUAAAUUUAAUAACGAAGAUCAGCAGUCGGGCGCAGAUACGAAUCGGAGCUCAGGGAACAAAGCAUCGACCAGGCAAGCACAGAAACAGAACAGUCCUCAGCACGUGAUGAUGUCGAGACCACCCCCCCUGGCUAGAAUUCCUCAGCACAUCAUCGAGUCGAAUCGAAUCAGGAAACCUGGACCAGCGUCGAAGGGGGGGCGAGUAACGUCGUCGUCUCGUUAUCAAAAAUCGGUCCAGUUCCCUCAGCGGAUCGCUCUGAACGGGCCAAACAAUUCCAAGGAUGUCGUCGACUUUACGUGCCAUUUGUGCGGCGAGCUGAUAAACACGUCCUGGUCCGUGUUGAGUAGUCAUUUCCAGAGAAGACACUUCGGGGAGUGCAAACUGUCGGUAGUUACGUCGAGGUUGCUACGAAUGUCGCCAGAGUUCAUCAACGGUGGCUACAAAGACUUGUUGGCCAGUAAGAAACGCAAGUCGGAGAACGGAUCUUCCAAUGCGAAGAGAAGACGACGCUGGACUCCCAAGAAGUAUCGAGAGGGGAAGAACACAGCCGCUGGUUUAGGUCUGUGCGUGAAGCAGUUGACGGCAGAGGACAGCGAAGGUAAAUUCAGGUGCAAGAAAUGCGAUCAGCGGUGCUCGGAUAUGGCAAACCUGAGGGAGCACAUUGCCAACUAUCACAGGAUCAGAGGACGUUAUUUGAUCUGCUUGGAAUGCGGUGACAACUUCGUGGUCGCGCCCAGUCUGCAGAUGCACCUGAAAGCUUUCCACGGAAUAGAGGAUCCCAUCGCCUACAUGGCCAGUAACACGUCCUACGCCCCUGAGAGCAACGACGAUUUCGAGAUUACCGGAAAGACUAUCGAGGCGAAUCAGUGUCACGUGUGCAUGGCUGUUUUUGAGGACAAAGCCGCGGUGGACAAGCACCUGAGAGUUCACGGGAUGGCGUUCCUGAAUCGAAAGAGGAUAGAAGCACGGAACGCUUUGAAAAGUACUGAGAAGAAAAGCGAAACCGAUGAGGAUAGAAAAUCGUCAUCGGAUAAAUCGAGUCCCAACGAACCUGUUCGAAAGGAUAAGCCGACUAUAACUAUAUUGGACAAAAUCACUGCAACCAUGUAGCUAAUGGAGGCAGCACGAUUGUCGGAGCCAGAGACGGCCUGAAAAUAUCACAUUAGUAGAAUCGAUGAUUCUAUACGCGUGUUAAUAUAUACUUAUCGCAUGCAACCGUGAAAAUCAUCGCAACGAACACGGGUAGACAGUAUUAUUUAUCCCUUUUUAAUCGCAAGGCGAGCGUACAAGUAAUCGGGAAACAAUUUUAUUUUUGAAAGGUAACAUGGAGGAUUAAUGUUUUACGAACUCUAAUUAUUUUGUUCGGCAUGAAUAAAUAGCCAUUUAGAGACAAUUUUGUGGUGCUACUUCUAAAAGUUAGAAGUGUCCUUUUUCCUAUACAAAAUUGUGAGUGUUGUUUAUUUAUUUUUUAUUUAUUUCAUCGAUUACCCCAAUAUUUCGAGGGGUUAAAUCCACGUGAAAUAACAGGCGCUUAUCGUCUACCCGUGUAUUCGUCAGGGACGGGCAAUAAUCUUAUACGAAGAAGAAACAAAUAUGCAUUAUUUUUUUUUGUUCGAUAAAAAUGACCAAUCUGGAAAAGUUUCUCUGAACAAUUAAUUGCAUAUAGUUAGCAAAUAAAAAAUUUUAUGUUUUUGUUCGAUAAUUAUCAUUCGAAUAAAAUUUUGCCCAUCCGUGGUCGUGAAUCCAUGUUACGUGAAAUAGGGAGUUCUAAUAGUUAGUGAUUUCCAGUUUUAAAUACGAACAUGAAUCUGUGAUUUAAAAAAUUUUGUUGUGGCUUUAUAGCGAAAACUAGUAAGAAACCGUUAGUCGUUUUAUGGCAUCGGGGGAAGGGGAGAAUAGAAUUAAUCGCCUGUAACGGAAAUCAAGUUGAAUUUCCGCGAACACUCAGUUUAAUGGGCGAAUCAAUUUCUUUUAGACAACACAUGACACAUAAAUGCCUCUUGUACAUACGUUCAAGUAAUCGUAAACAAAUGUAUAGUUUAUUUCGUUAUAACUGCUUCGUUAAUGUAUAUUCCAAAUAUAUGUCUCUAGUUAUUUUAUAAUA